UUCUCGCAGUGUCGAACCCCCUCGUUCGUCCCGAUCGUCGUCGUUCGUCUCUUCCGUUCGUAUUGUCCUCCCCGCGUAUCGCGACCUAAGGUUUAACUCGUCGUGUCUAACUUCGCGCUCUCGUCGUGGCAUCGUCGCCGCGAAGUACAGUGGCGUAAGGUGCUGUCCGUGUAAACGCGAACGUUGUGUGUGUAUAUGUGUGUUUCACUGGUGUGUCUUCUCUCUCUAUCUCUCUCUCGCCGCGCGCGAUAUUAUCCGGUAUUUCGAUACCGCUACCAUCUAUAGACUCGUAACACACUUUUACACCGCGGUUAAGCUCGCGAAUCGACCACGUGACAGCCGCGCCGCCCGACGUCGUUGCUCUUGCGCACGGAAGCAACCGGGUACUUCCUCACUCUGUGUGAAGUUAGCCCCGCGUCCUCUUAACUUCCUCGUCGCGAUUAUCGUCGUCUCCUUUUACGGAUCUCUCGAUUCUCAUCGCGGCCAGUGAAUCGACCCGGGUUUUUACCGGCAGCCAAGAAUCUCGUUUCGUCGUCGCGUUCUCGUACAUAUAUAUAUAUAUAUAUUUCAUUCGUCGAGAGGAAGACCGACCAUCCCCUAGACCGAGAUCAUCCUGGACAUGAACGCGACCAUGAAGGACGGAGACCGCAACGAAACGCAGGGGGUCGCGGGGAACGAACCGGCGACCAAGGAACUACCGGUCAGAUCCAACGACCUCGCGCAAGUCGUCACCUCGAUACCGCUGAUGCAGUGUGGCUCUCUGGAGAUCGGCGAGGAACGCCAGCGUCGGGUCGCUAUGAUGGAGUCGCUCUGCCAAGUGAACGGCAGUAAGACCAACGGCCUUAGCAAUGGAGAUGUUAAUAACGAGACCAACAAUAAUAACACUAAUAACAACAACAAUACCCACAAUAAUAACAAUAACAAUAGCAACAACAAUGCCACUGAUUGCCCAGAUCCUCAGCAGAGAUUGGCGGUGCUGAGCUUCGAGCAGGUCCGUCGUCUAAACGACGUGAUGAACGAAGUCGUCAGCAUUCACGGUCGAGGAAACUUCCCUACUUUGGAAGUGCGAUUGAGGGAUCUCGUGACGGUGGUGCGCAGCAAGCUAGAGACCGAUCCGAGCAACGGGGGCGCCGGCAUGAGGGUACGCGAUAUCCGGUUGAACGGCGGUGCCGCCUCUCACGUGCUGGCCACCGAAUCCCAGCCCUAUAACGACCUGGACCUUAUCUUCGCGGUCGAAUUGUCUAGCGGCCGUAACUACGACAAGGUCAAGGCCGCGGUGCUCGGCUCCCUGUUCGACUUGCUGCCGGAAGGCGUGAGCCGCAAACGCAUCACCACGUGCAGCCUAAAGGAGGCCUACGUGAGCAAGAUGGUGAAGGUGAACAACGAUGGUGACCGAUGGUCUUUGAUCUCCCUCGGCAACUCCCGGGGUCAUCGGAAUGUCGAGCUCAAGUUUGUCGACUCGAUGAGGCGACAGUUUGAGUUUUCCGUCGAUUCCUUCCAGAUUGUUCUCGACUCUCUGUUGCUGUUUUACGAAUGCAGCAAGCUGCCGAUCGCCGAGAACUUUUACCCGACCGUGGUGGGUGAAUCCGUCUACGGUGAUUUCCAGGAGGCGCUCUACCAUCUGCACAAGAAGCUUAUUUCGACGAGGCAUCCCGAAGAGAUACGCGGCGGCGGUCUGCUCAAGUACUGCAACCUGUUGGUGAAGAUGUAUAAACCGUCACAGCCGGAUUACAUCAAGACCCUCGAACGUUAUAUGUGUUCGAGAUUCUUUAUCGACUUCCCGGAUAUAGGACAACAGCGCUCUAAGCUUGAAAACUACUUGUGGAAUCACUUUGUCGGACCCGAAGAGGAGGCUCUCAAGUACCAGUACCUGAUGCUGCUGCACAGCGUUGUCGAGGAAUCGACCGUGUGUCUGAUGGGCCACGAGCGACGGCAGACGCUCUCCCUGAUCCAGAACCUUGCUUAUCAGGUGCUCUGCCAGGAGCAACAGCAGCGAUUAACGAGUCAUCAACAAGCGCCGCAGGGUCCGCCUGCCACCUAUGUUUAUGCCAACGGUUAUUACUACGCGCCCGUGAUACCCACGACGGCGUGCUACACAUGCACUUGCAACUGGAUGGCGUGUUCGUCGUGAUGCGACGGCAUCGACGAUAACGCCGUAUCUGUAGACGCUGCCACUACUACCGCCAUUGCUAUCGCCACUACUACCACCACCACUACUACUACUACCACGACGAGCAAAAUCGUCCCCGAUUGUUGCGGCGUUAAUGAGCCCAACCACCUCAAUUUCUACAAUCAUGGUUGGUAUCAGAAAUACGAGUGCGGGAUUUAUUACCUUUGCACUUAUGGUCUUUGCUGUCCUCUCAAAGAACCCGAAGAUCUCUGUUGCGCUUAUGAUUCUUUCGAAGAUCCCUUGAAUGUGGAGGACGAGGAAGACUAUAUCGAUCACUCUAACGUCAAAGAAUCUAACCUCCUCAGUUGACAUUCAUCGGAUGGAUGUUGGAGUGAUGCAAGCUUUAGAUACGGAGUGAUAUAGAAAUCUUUAGCGCCGAGGAUGAUCAUUGACAGAUGCAGGAACAACGAAACAGUGGAUCGAGAAGGCAGCGUGUUCGCGGACGGCGGAUGUAUAAUAUCGUCGAUGAUAGGCAAGGUGAUGCGGAGCUUCUUCAUCGCGAGUCUCCGGCCUUCCGUCGCGAGUGCUACUUUUCUAGGCACUUGUAAACACUCUCAGUGGCAAAUGCUGCAGCGAGGUUGGGACCAAACGCUGGUGCCGGCUACGCGAUUGCGGCGUUACAAUUAAAAGACUAUAAAAGACUCUGGAAACAAUGUGUUGUGCCUAAAAAUAAAAAGAAAAAAAAGGCAGAUCGGGAGACGUUCGGAGAGGAUUAGGAAGACGCGACGGAAAAAAAAAAACGUUCCUCCGAUGCACUAAAAGUGGACAAAAGAAGCAUAACAAGAAGGCAAGACGGCUUCAGAUUAGCAGAACGAGUGCCGUUUUACAUUGAUGAAGCGCGAUUUUUGAGUGAACAGAUGUCGGCAUUGUCCCAGAACGAUCGUUGUCGACAGAAAGGACGUCGACUUUGUACCACGCGGAUUCUGGACGACGCCGUGUUAGAGAAGAAGCUGAAAGAAAACCGGAAGAUGCGAGAAGAUGUCAUGAUACUUUGUACAAACAGGGAGGAAAAAGAAGAGUCGAAAAAAAUGAGGAUUUUACAAUUUACGAUUCGAGCGUCCCUGCCUCCUCUGUUUCAAUUUUUCUUUUCUCUUUUUUUUUUCUUACUUUGUUUCAUUUCUCUCGCAGAACCGAUCGCAUGCCGAAUAAUCAGCAGAGCGAGAAUAGAAAAGACGAGGAGGGAAUAGAACGGUGGGAAGGUUUUUGUGUGGCUACGGAGAAAUAUAUAUAUAUAAAUAUAAAUAUAUUUAAAUAUACAGAUAUAUGUAUAAAUCUCUAUGUAUAAAUAAUUAAUGUGUGGCUGUGAACACAUUUCAUUUAGAUACUGUGUAUAACGUGAUAAGAUUUAAAUUCGAGAAGAUGUAGCGGCGGCACGACCGGAGUGCGCCGAAGAGAGAGAGAGAGAGAGAGAGAGAGAAAGGACGAGCAGAGAGUGCACGCAGAUCGAGAAGGAAACGCGAGCCGUUCUUUCUCUCAUUUCUGCGAGAACGCGGGCGAUCGUACAUAUACACACAUACAUACACAUACAGACGCGUGCAUUCGCAUAUCUACGUAUACUGGACGUGUCUGACCACAACCGUGCUUUUCUUUGACGAUAAAUACUGUAUGAGUAGUAAAAGAUGGCGUUUCAAGAAAAAUGUGGCUGCAAUCGCUUUUUAAUAGGAGAGAUGAUUAUAAGUCUCUCUUUCUCUAUAAAAUUUAAUAUAAUUGCGUAAUCUCUACAGAAGCUUACAAAAUAAUUUGAAAGUUGCGUUAUAUUACAGCAGGAAACAUUUAAAUAAUUUAAAAGUAUGCGAAUAAAACACAUUUCAAGUACUUUGUGGCAGUAACCCAAGAACAAAAAUCAAUAUUCAAUAUUGUUAAUGUAUCCUUAUACAUUCUGAAAUCCGUCAUUAUCAUACCAUUGUCUCGACAAUCGCACAAUCGCGUAGCUCACAUGAUAGUUUCAUUCCACAUCUAUAUACGCAUGUAAGCGUAAAGACUUUGGUUCUCUCCUAUUUAAAAAAAUUUGCCGUGUCUGUCACAUCUUUUUUAAAGCACUUUAUUUACUCGUGCAUUAUUUAUCGUUGAAAAAAAAAAACUGUAGUUAUUAACGAUAUCCGGCAUACAGAAAAGUAACUUUAGAUCCCAUGCUGUUUUACACGAUUUUGCAGCCUGAAACUCGUCGGCGCGCGUCGUUCAAAAUAAGACAAAGAAAAGAAUGAUGACGACAAUGAUCUCGGAGGAAGAGAAGACAUGAGGGGUGGAGGGGAAUUGAGACGGAUGAGAGUACGAGAUAGAAGCGAAGAGGCGGAAUCACUCGGAAUUACCCUGUAUAUACGUUGAGCGGAGACACGAUUCGUGUAUAAAGAUAAAGAGUGACUUUCGAGAAGAUCAUUUUCUUAGAGCAUUAUCGAAGAGAGACGACGCGAACGCGUUAAUAUCCUGGAAAAACGGCCGAUUCAUUGGACGUUAACGGGCCCGAUCUUUCGCGGGGCAACAGUUUGCAUAACGUUCUUUAAUGAGACAUCGUAAAUAUUUAAUAGAGCCCGAGCACGUCUCGAGCACGGUUCAACCGGGCGCUCACGCAUAUCCGCGUGUGUAUACGCACGUUAUACAUACACGAAGGCCGACGUCGCGCUCGAGUCUGUCCGAUAUAUGCGUGUAAGCGGCUAUAUGUAUACACGGAUAUACAUAUACACAUGCAGCCCACCAUGUGUACACCCCUUACAUACGAAUUUCUAUCUUCUUUUUUUUUUUUUCUUUCUCUCACCCUCUCUUUCUCUCCUCCCCAAUCCUUCUCUUUCUCUCGUACACCCGCGCGUACCCACCCGUGUGUCCUCCGUGCGUAUCCGUAUCGACUGGUGACCCCGUUAGUUAGCUCGCUCGCUAACAGGCCUCGUUUGCCUCGCUCGCUCACUCUUACUUUCAAUUCGCGAGCGAAAGUAAAGGCCUAAUAAAAAGCCCGCAAACUGGUUUUUCAGGUAUAUCGCGUGUUAAUGCUAAGGAGAUCCAGCCGCCGGCGCAGCCGGAGUGCCUCUAUCGCCUAUCGCUCUACUACCACCACCGGGUCCCACCGUCGUGUCCCUUCUCCCUUUUCCUGGACGCCUCGUAUCGAGGCCGCUGACGCUCGAUCGCACCGCGACGACCUAUUCCGCGCUUCGCGACCGUUGCCCCGCCUCGCCUUGCCUCGUCUCGCCAAGGUUUUCCGCAAACGUGAAUUUUUUGAGAUAAGCAUCCUUCUAGCACGGUGGAACUUUCCUUCGUCAAUCGAUGUGGGGGUGUUGCAAAUUGCUGUCGUAUUAUUUAAUACGCCGUGUUGUGGCUCGAUUCUAAAGUUUGACGAAAUCCUACAUGUAAGUAGGAUGCUGCGUAACGUAGAACGAGGGGAAAAAAAUUGAUGAAUAUAUAGUAGAAAUAUCAUUGUUAUAUAUAUAUAUAUAUAUAUGAUCAGAUCGUUUGUACAUUUAUUAUUUGUAUUUAUUAUAUCUCAUUAUAUUUUGAUGAAAAGAAAACACUUGUUACUGGCGGUCCGAUGUGUCUCGUGAUGGAGGAUAUUUACGCAGUGACUAGCGAUUUCGUAUCAUGAAUGCCUCCUACAAGCGAGCUCUUUUAAUAACGGUCUUUAAUGCAAAUUAACGUCGUACCGUGUCUCCUCUUUUACGUCACAUCCGAGCCACUCGCGGCGCUCAACGGUCGAGGAAUUAAUCCACGAUGAGUCCGAGAUGAGUCGACCGUUGUCAGAAUUAAACCUUCCGCUGUCUGUAAAAAGGUGUAGCGAAUUCGUCGAGCGCAUUCUGCUUUCUUCCUCAUCGCUUUCCAUCGCUCUUAAAUAGCGACGUGAACAAACUUGCGAAUAAUGUUUAGCGAAUAUUCCCUUGUCUAAACUAUUUCCUUCUUUCAAACCAUAUUUGUUUUACGUGUAACAAAUAAUGAUGUAUAAUAAAUAGGUGACUUGUUUCAAAAUUUCGACUUAACAUCACGUAAAAAGAUUUUUAUACCGUCAUCUGCUACGUGUGUACAUUGGUUUCGUGGCAACCGAAAGUUAAUGUAUUGUUAGGAAAAAGAAAACAAAAAACGCAGUAGAUAGAAGCUGAUGAAAGAAUUAUAGUUACAAACCACAACUAGCUCGCAGAAUAUUCAAGGUGGUAGUAAGAAGCAAGGCUGAUAGUAACCGAAACUUCAAAAUCAGUAUCAGCAUCAUAUUUUAGCACUAAUGUGUUAUUUAAAUUUUGUUGAUUCGUGUGUUGUUUUUAUAUGUGAUUUAUUUACUUAACCGUUUCACAUGUUAAAAAAGAGGAGCGAGAAAUUCGGCAAUUAUUAUUCGCGUGUGUUUGCCGUGUGUAUGUGUCUAAAUUUAAAUUCGAGAUUUAGAAUAUAGGAAGAACACAUUCUUUUCUUUGUUAAUGUUUUGUGUUAAUUGUAUUUAUGUAUUGAUUUCAAUGUGCAUUUGCGAAGAAGAAAUUUAGACGGAUAGCCGAAAUACACACAUGCCAAUUUGCAAUAAUUAUAAUCGCGUCUGCGAUAAGUCUCAGGGUUAUCUGCCAUUAUCAAGGACGCGUUGAUUACGAUUCAGUGAUAAACGAACACUAACUGCAACUUGUAUAGACCAUCCAAUAUGUGUGAUCAUAUCUACGGUAAUAAAGAUAAUAUGGAGCGUAAAUUAAUAAAUACAUUAUUAGUUCUCUAUGUGUGCGCGAGAACCUCGACAAGCUUGCAGUUAAUCAAAAACUAAUCUGUUAUUAAAUUGUGCAUUAUUCAAAAUUUAACGUAUUAGCGAAGAGGAAAAGAAGAAUGGGUACGAGAAAUGUGAAUCAAUUUUUUUCUUGUUUUUAUAUCGGUAAUAUUUUAAUAAAUUCGUACGUUGUGUCAAAUGUAAAGGUAAAUUAAUACAUGUACAGAGAUAAAUGAAAGUUGAUACAUAUUAUGCGCAUAUAGGAAUGUAAGAUAUAUUAUAAUUCUCGUCAGUUACAUAAUAAUAAUAUUAAGGGCAGUGCCGCGAUCUUCAGGCUGCAUAUUAUUAAGGGAGAGAAAAAAAGGAGAGAAAAUAUCGCAUCGACAGCAUUGUCAUAGUAUUUAGGAGAAACAUAAAGACGUAAAUAUAUUUUCAUACGGCGCACACAGGCGUGCCGAUCGUCGCGAAAUCAACAAGACGCAAAUAAGAAUCAAGCCAGGAAUGUCGCACGCAUAUUCACGCGCGGACGUAUAAACGCACAAUAUAGAACUCGUAUUAAAAUCCAUAUAUGCGAGACGCAAAACGCGGAGUGAGAUGAAGGCUCUUGACGUUUUCUCUUUUCAAUCAUUUUUGAGCAAAUUACACAGUGCUCUUACAUUGAAACAUUAAUCAUAACCGAGGCGUGUAUUCUUAAAAUAGAUUUAAAAUAUGAAUUGUGAGAGGGAAAAAAUAUACAUAUAUGUAUAAAAGUUAUAAACUCUUUGUAAACUUUAAGAGAAAUUUGCAAAAUUUAUAAAAAAAAAAAAACAAUAUAAAAUCAUGCUUGUUCUAAAAAUAGUAGCAUAAAUAAAAUAUUAAUUUAGAUCCAGUCUGCAAAAUGGAAUGUUGGUUUUUCUUAGAAUACAAGCCUCAACGAUUAUUUCAUUUGCGUGAUUGAUUUCUCGAAUCCUGUGAAUCGGACAUGGUGAAGAAGUCGAGUCCUUCAAUCUCUUAAAAUCUACCUUCUGUUAAUAGUUUCUCUCAUUACGAUUGUUUUUUGUUGUCGAUCGAGACAGUCAAUUUUUCACCAAGCGCUUUUAAAAUCCACUGUCGAUAUGUAAUUAUGUGUACUAUAAUAUAUAUACAUAUAUAUCUCUUGAAAGGUAUGGAGAGGACACACACGUCCACGUUAUACAUUGCUGUUAUAUAUUUUACUACAGGAAAUGCGACAUACACUAAUGAAUUUAUCUCUCUAUUAAUAUAUGUAUUGCCUUAAUGGAACGCUAUAACGUAAUUACAUGGUAAUUAAAGGAAAAUAGCACAGCCG
Messenger RNA from Formica exsecta, 8130 nucleotides. Its product is annotated as terminal nucleotidyltransferase 5C. Bases 620 to 2131 code for a protein of 503 amino acids. The record is from RefSeq and is a predicted model, not a curated record. The transcript is spliced from 2 exons. NCBI's taxonomy places the organism in Eukaryota, Metazoa, Arthropoda, Insecta, Hymenoptera, Formicidae. Gene Ontology annotation, molecular function: poly(A) RNA polymerase activity; RNA binding. Gene Ontology annotation, biological process: mRNA stabilization.